Molecule: messenger RNA, 2919 nt
Organism: Rubroshorea leprosula
Lineage: Eukaryota; Viridiplantae; Streptophyta; Magnoliopsida; Malvales; Dipterocarpaceae
Source: the annotation of a GenBank genome assembly
ACUAUUUAUUUGUCUUCAACAGAAUUUUUCUGGCCAUGCCUGUCACAAGGGCAACCUCGUCCCACAUCGUUGAUGGUAAUCAUGAGCCUAGCCAGGAUGAUGGGUGGGAGGUUCAACAGCCGCGCCCAUCAACAGAUGUUUUUCAUGACAUCUUGCAAGGAAUCAUUGAUCCCAACCUUGCAUCCCUAGUUCAAGUUAUUCAGUAUGAUGGAAGAAAAGGCAGCGCUAUGGAGCACGUUAGCAAAUUCCUUGAUGCCAUAAGGGCUCACGCCAGUGAUAGAGAUUUGUGUCUACGUGAGUUCUCAAAGUCUCUCUCCGAUAAAGCUUAUACAUGUGAAAAGCACAUCACCAUCCUUGAUCUUCACAACACCCGUCAAUACACUUGGGAAGAUUUAAUGGCCUAUGUGAAGAGAUUUAGGGAUUUGGCACUUGACUGCUAUGGUGGCCAUGAUGAGUCCUUCUUGGUGGAAAUCUGCAUUAACAACAUGUUUCCAAUAUUUCGCGCUAUCCUCAAAAACAUCGGGAUCAACCAGUUUGGAAGGCUACUUGAUGCCGUCAAGAGAACAGCCAUUUCUGUCAAAGUCAUCUCUAUAGGAAAAUCUGCAACAAAGUUGAUAGAAAAGAAAACCGCUGUUCACACCUUGGCUGUCUUUGCCAGGGGCCAAGGACAAGGUGGAUUGUUGACGGUGCCAUCACACUACCUCAGGCGCAUUGCGAACCCAACGAUGAUGACAAGUGCAACCCCAAGUCUCAGAAGGGUUGUUAGAAGUACUGAAGGAAGACAGAGGGUGGACGAAGACCUUCUCCCAUGCCACAACCAAGGUGCCGUCAAUGUUCUCACUUAUGUAGAAAGCAUUGGAGUGAAUGAGCCAAUAGUUGAAUUCCCUGACAACAUGCCCAGCUUCUUUGUCCAGGCCAUACUCUUCAUCGCCAAUGAAGCUGAAAAAGAAUGCCUCAACAUUGAAGCACAUGCUAGCUACGUUUAUCUUGAAUCUUCCAAUGUUGUUACAUUCAUUGAUGAAGAUAUGAAGGUGCCAUAUCCUGACCAUAGAAAACCUCUUUACUUAUUUGCUUUGAUCAACUCUAUUGGUGUCAAGCGUGCACUGGUCAAUACAAGAUCUUCUCUCAACCUGGUACUGUUGAGCACCAUCAUCGCUGUAGGGAUCCCCCAACGAAGAAUCGUCAAGUCUCCACUCAGCAUUGUUGGCUUCAGCAGCAGUACCAUGCACGAGAUGGUCCCUAUCGCCAGUAGUGUUGCCAUGUCUUUGGAUCAUCUAUUCUUCACUUUGGAGAGAGAUACUUUGAUUGGUGAACAAGGCCUCUCCAACAAAGCAGAAUGCCUUGCCCUUGAGGCUGGGAACGAGAUACUUGAUGAGCAUUUAGAUUUUUCUAGCGAAACUAAUCAUUUAAUACUGCCAGACAAGCUACCAACUCUUCAUGAAGCUCAACCAGCACUCACCUCUUUAGAGCCCCUCGAAGCUGUUGAUCUUGAAGAUGAUCCAGCGAAUCCUAGGCAUGUACAUAUUAGCACUACUCUUUCUACAAGGCUUGAUCCAACUUUGGUGGCACAUUCUUUGAAUGUCAAUCCCAAUAUGAAGCCAAUCAUGCAGCCAAAUCGUGCCUUCCAUCCAGAGGUUACUCUACAAAUUAAAGAGGAGGUUGAGAAGUUUUUGGCUGCAAGAUUCAUCAAGCCAACAAAGAAGUCAACUUGGCUGGCCAAUAUUGUACCAGUUCGAAAGAAGAAUGGGCACAUUAGGUGCUGUGUUGACUUCCACGACCUUAAUAAGGCCUGCUCCAAAGACGAAUUCUUUGUCCCGAACAUGGAUGUACUGAUCGACAACAUCAUUGGUUGUGAGAUGUACUCUUUCAUGGAUGGCAACAGAUUCCUCGUGAGUAAACACAAUAUCAGUGUGGAUCUGGCCAAAUCUGAAGCUAUCCGAGCCAUGCAACCACCUAAGAACCUCAAGCAGCUACGAAGCUUCAUUGGUAAAGUUUUGUAUCUUUGCAGAUUCAUCCCAUCGUUGGCAGAAAUACUAUCCGCAUUUAGCCCUUUGCUGAAGAAAGGAGCUGCUUUCGUGUGGACGACGAAACAGCAAAAUGCCUUCUUGCAUCUACAGGAUCUCAUGCUUAUAUUGUUGGUCAUAUCUAUCCCCAUUCAAGGUAGACCAUUUAAAGUCUAUUUGUCCACUUCUAACAAAGCUAUGAGUGCAUUGGUUGCCCAAGACGACCAAGGAGGCAAGGAACAAUUGGUUUAUUAUGUCAAUCGAAACCUCAAGGGCACCGAAUCAAGGUACCCUUUCAUUGAGAAAAUCUGCCUUGCAUUAAUUUACGGGCAAGCUGUUGUAGAUCUGCUAUCUGAAUUUUUUGGCGAAGUCCAAUAUCCUAUUUCCAACGAAGUCCCAGGUGGUGAGGUUGCUACUGCACACGAAAUCGAUGAAGAAUGGACAUUAUAUUUCAAUGGUUCUUCCAUGGCUGAAGAGGCUGGGGCUAGGGCUGAGUACAAAGCUUAUCUUAUUAGGCUUGCUAUGGCUAAAGAAGCUAGUGUCCAACACUUGGCGCAGUCCUUUGCCAACAUAAGAUAUGAGCAGAUACCAUGGAUGGAGAACCAAUUGGCUGAUGCCUUGGCCACAAUUGCUUCGCGGGUACCUAUGGCCGAGAGGCCCUUCAGUAUCCAGAUUGUUCGAAGAGUGCGACCUAUCCAUCACAAUUGUGAAUCUGUUUUGCUAGAUCUCAUGGUAUUGUGGAUCCAUCACAAGGGGUAACUACUAGAUCUCAUGCUUAUAAAACUUGUGCUUUUAUUGCUUUUCUAUCACAAAUUAAACCAAAGAAUCUUGAUGAUAGUUUAAAUGAUCCUAAUUGGGUGAUGGCUAUGCAAGAGGAAUUAGCUCAAUUUGAAAGAAAUAAAGUUUGGAAUCUUGU